AUGUUCGACAUCAACGUCCCCACGCAAUUCGGCAAGGGCACUGUUCGCAUUGCGCUGCCCCCAGCGUCGCUCUUCCGUUUCCCUCCAGCUCCCCUCCCCGCGACCAUCCCAGCGCCGCAUGUCGACGAGCUCUCCUGGAAGCAACCCUUCAAUAUUCCGGAUGAUCUUUAUAACCAGCUGUUGGAUGUGCGGGUGCCAAUCACCAUCGCUAGUGUCUAUGCUGUGACCGUUGUUCUGAUCAAUCGCAUCAACAAGAGCCGCGGGUACAAGGCCUAUGGUUUCAGUCAUUCGCCCCUCUUCAAGCUUUUCGUCGUGCUACACAAUGUCUUCCUGGCGAUCUACUCCGCAUGGACUUUCAUCGGAAUGUUCCAGGCCUUCGGCGAUGCCUGGGCGGAUCGGGAUCAGCCCAAUGGCCUGGUUGGAGUGGUGGACUCUCUGUGCAAGAUCAACGGCCCUCGCGGAUAUGGAAAUGCUGCCACUUACAGUUCGGUCACCGAUCAGUGGUCCAUCCCCAACCCGGAGUAUAAGUUGACCGGCGGCCUGCCCGACCCCACCGACGUGGGACGCCUGUGGAACGGCGGCCUGGCUUACUUUGGCUGGAUCUUCUACCUGUCCAAGUUCUACGAGGUCGUUGACACUGCGAUCAUCCUGGCCAAGGGCAAGAAGAGCUCAACUCUGCAGACCUAUCACCAUGCGGGUGCCAUGAUGUGCAUGUGGGCUGGUAUUCGCUACAUGGCUGCUCCCAUUUGGAUCUUCACUCUCGUUAACUCCGCUAUUCAUGCGAUGAUGUAUACCUACUACACCCUUACCGCUCUGCGCAUCCGUGUCCCGAAUGCGAUCAAGCGCAGCUUGACCACCAUGCAGAUUACGCAAUUUGUCUUCGGUACCAACAUGGCCGCCGCCUACCUUUUCGUGCACUACACCAUUCCCUAUCCCGUCGGUAGCAGCGCCCUGAAGCAUUUGACCAAGGCCGCCCCCGCCGUGGCCACCGCGGUGGCUGAGACCGGCUCCAUUCCUUGGCUCAAGAAGCUUGCUCUGCGUGCGGCUGGUGCUGAAGGUAUUGCCGAGAACGUCGGUGGUGCCGUGACUGCCCCUGCUGCCCAGGUUGGCUACACCCAGGAGAUGACCACCUGCGUCGACACCUCUGGUCAGGCUUUCGCCAUUCUCCUCAAUGUUUCAUACCUGCUGCCUUUGACCUGGUUGUUCGCGCGCUUCUUCGUGCGAUCCUACAUGAAGCGCAAGGACCCGAAACAGCCCACUCACAUGGAGGCCGCUGAAAAGGCUGGUAUGGAUGCUCUCAAAGGUGUCGGCCGCGAGAUUCGUCGCGCUGCGUUCGAGGGCGAGAACAGCGAGAACACCGAGAAUACCGAUGAGGAUGUUGUCCGGGCCAAGGUCCAGAAGCUUGCCGCUCAACUCCCCACUCAGGACUCGCCCAUCCGCACUCGUGCCUCUGCCGCCAACAAAGCCAAGACCAAGGCUGCUUCCGUCAAUGCUUCGACUGCCACUCCUUCUCAUGAUCGGUCGGCAAACGAAGGCUUCUCCACGGUUCCCGCGAAGAAAGGUGCCAAGAAGCUGACCAAGAACGACGUCGAACCUGCUCCUGCUUUGUCAGAAACCAAGGGACAGAAUCCGUUUGGCGUCCUGGACAACAAUGCUUGA
Penicillium diatomitis is the source of this 1659-nucleotide messenger RNA. RefSeq names its product elongation of very long chain fatty acids protein. Gene Ontology annotation, biological process: fatty acid elongation, polyunsaturated fatty acid; fatty acid elongation, monounsaturated fatty acid; very long-chain fatty acid biosynthetic process. The transcript is spliced from 2 exons. The coding region runs from base 1 to 1659 and encodes 552 amino acids. Gene Ontology annotation, cellular component: endoplasmic reticulum membrane. Gene Ontology annotation, molecular function: fatty acid elongase activity. The record is from RefSeq and is a predicted model, not a curated record. Lineage: Eukaryota; Fungi; Ascomycota; Eurotiomycetes; Eurotiales; Aspergillaceae.